Molecule: messenger RNA, 2871 nt
Organism: Liolophura sinensis
Lineage: Eukaryota; Metazoa; Mollusca; Polyplacophora; Chitonida; Chitonidae
Product: transient receptor potential cation channel subfamily V member 2-like
Exons: 23
Coding region: 70-2871 (933 amino acids)
Biological process (GO): calcium ion import across plasma membrane
Cellular component (GO): plasma membrane
Molecular function (GO): protein binding; calcium channel activity
Source: RefSeq, a predicted model, not a curated record
ACAUUCCCCCAGGGAUGGAUCCAAAUAUAAACAAGAAGAAGAAGAGGCGAUCCAAAGUGUCUCCUUCUGAUGGAGAGUCCUUUGGGGGAAAACAACAAUGCCUUUGAGAUGGAGGAUACUGAUGAGGACAAAACCAAAAACUUUAACAGGAAAUCUUUGUCAGCAUUCAAGAAGGCUGUAGAAAAUGUAGGGCCAAAGAGGAAUGCAUUCCAAGCCAUAUCAAAUGCAAAGGCAUCAGGAACUCGUUGGAGGAAGUAUGUGACGUGCAGACGACUCCAUAAGGAAGAGUCUGAAAGUGCGGAUGUGUUGUCAAGAACUAAAACCAGUGGUCUAGGGCUGGAUGAAAUUCACGAUGAUUAUCUCCUCAACAACAAAAUCGACGGCACGGAUGGGAAGCGUAACAGUAAACUCUGUGCCGAAAAUAACCGAGCACUGAUUCACUAUUUUGCUGACCUUGGAAGAAAGCAAGAUGAUAGCGUGAAUGUUAACUUGGACUUCAUUGAAUCUUUAUUAAAAGGGGGAGCCCAGGUAGAUUGCACUGACAAACAUGGGCAGACUGUUUUGCACGAGGUUGCUCGGGCAUGGCACAGUGAUGUGGCUAAGUUCCUUAUUGAGCAGGGAGCAGAUGUGAACCAGCCUGAUAAAUUUGGUCGCACCCCGCUACAUGUGGCCGCCGCGGUCGACUAUCCGGAAAUGGUUAACCUCCUGAUAGACCAUGGUGCUGACAAAGAGGCUCUCACUGAUGGAGAGCUGCAGGGACCCGUCCACUAUGCAGCCAAACAUGAUGCUUGCCUUUCCCUGAAAGCUCUCAUCAAGAGAGGCUGUGAGUUCAGAAUGGUUAGAGACUACAAAGGCCGAACACCAAUCCAUGUGGCAGCUGAAUUGGAUCGUAGUGAGACGGCUCGUUUGUUACUGGAGUUAGGUGCUCCUGUUGGAGUUUCAGACAACUGUGGUCAAAAAGCAAUAACCCUCAUGAUCACAAAGAUGCCACCUGUUGCCAAAGAUGCCUUAGAUCAAUUCCACAAGAAAUACCGAGCAGAGAGGAAGCAAUAUUAUUUUUUGAGUUAUCUAAUACAGGAAAAUUCAGACGGAAGCGAGGCACAGUCUCCAAUGCUGGUAGCCGUAGCUCACAAACAGCACGAUAUACUAACACACAAAGUCAUGUUAAAGCUUUUACGGGUGGACUGGAAGAUGUUUGCAAGCCAAGGGGCUUGGGUGGCAGUUUUGUUUAACUUUUUCUUCAUCCUUCUGUGGACAAUCAUGGGUGUGGUCGUAGAAUAUGACAAGAGACACGUGUAUGUUCUGCCUGAUCAGUGGUGGAGAGUCGUGUUAUUCAUUGCUGCUGUGUUCUUGACCAUUUACCAGAUUGCAGAUGAGCUUAUAGAAUACAACAGGUCCAGAAAAUCACAUAAUAAAUGGAAGGCAUGGAGGGAGAAGGAGAUAGAGCGUGACUUGGUAUACGCUCACCCCCAGUGGCCAGAAGAGGCUAAUUUUCUGUGGAGGGAGACCGAGAAUCUGGAUAAGAUACGCCCCAAGUACUUCAGUGACUGGUGGAAUGUCUUUGACUGGGUGUGUUACAUUCUCUUGCUGGCGUCUAUCAUCACCCACAUCGCCGACGUCGCCGCUCACUCUGACCUUCUGGCACGCUGGCACAUCCGUAUUCUAGCCUUCACCAUCAUCCUCCUCUGGUUAAGGCUCAUGAAGAACGCUCGAGCUUUUGAACGGUUGGGACCCUUCAUCGUCAUUUUAGCCCACAUGUUCGGUGAUGUGUUCAAAUUUGCUUUCCUGUAUCUUGUGUUUUACAUACCGUACGCAUGUGCAUUCUGGAUGAUGUUUGGAGGUAAAAAACUACCCGAGGACCUGGCAGGCACCGCAAAUGCUACUGAGAUUGUGGUGAACCGCUUCCAGCAUAUAAAUGAGGUGCUCUUCUCUCUAUUCCGUCUGACCCUUGUGGAUGAGUACGAUUAUGAUAACAUGAAACUGGUGGACAGUUUGAUGGCUGACAUUCUCCUGGGAAGUUGGUUUGCUCUAUCUGCCAUUCUGUGUCUCAACCUCUUCAUUGCAUUGCUCUCAGACACCUUUCAAAGAGUUUAUGACAAUGCCCAAGCUAAUGCGGUGAUGCAGAAAGCUAUCACAGUGUUGUCCAUCUGGGACUCACUGGGGAAAAAACGAAAGCGAAAGUUUCUGGAUCGACUGAAGAAACCCAUCGAGGAUGAUUAUGACGAUGAUGUGACAAUCAGCGGGGAUGAGGACCUGAAGAAAGUCACCAUUCAGAUUAAGGAUCAACUGGAUGAGUUGGAAGAAAAAUGGAACCCAAAGAAACUUCAGAACGAUGCCAAGGCAAUAGUGGGAAGUGGGAUGACAAUGACAGAGAAGGAUGAACUAGCCGUUCUGCGAGACAGCGUCGAUGAGCUGCGUGGUCGACAGGAUUACCUGAGUAAUCAGUUUCAGAAUGAUAUGCAGACCAUCAAAUCACUCCUCUUACAACUGACGGGACAUUCAGGGGGAGGUGAUAUACAUUUACCAGAUCAGAGGUCAGAGAGUCAUUCUGUACAAGGUCAAGGUCUUCUGGAUCAUUCUAUAUCCAGAGACAAUCGGGACAGACCUCGCAAGAAAAAGAAAAGACCACCAUCAUCAGUGCUAGAUAAUGCAGUGACUGGUUUACCACCCAGGAUACCAGCUGUUCCCUCAGAUCCCCCACCUGGGUACACUCCUGUGAUAGAGGUGACAUCUGUGGACUCUCGCAGCCCUGCUUUCACCGCCUCAUCUCCCCGGGACAGGGGCUCUCUUGCUGAACCAGCCGUUAGGCUGCGUACAGGAGACUUCUGGGGAGAGGAAUCUGCUGGAGUUGACCCCAACUCUGAGUGCUAA